ACCUGACGCCAGGGGGACGGAUCUAUCCGGGCCUUGGCGCUCUCCUUCCUUUCGCGCCGGGCGCUGGGCUGUGUGGCGGCUCCAUGUGCGCAGCUCGUCUCUAGCCCAGGACACUGACCGGUAAUCCGCGCCUCUCCGCCAGCAUGGACCCCAGCAUACUGAUCGAGGCCCUGCGGGGCACCAUGGACCCGGCCCUGCGGGAGGCGGCCGAGAGGCAGCUCAACGAGUCCCAUAAGUCUGUGAACUUCGUGUCAACCUUGCUGCAGAUCACCAUGUCUGAGCAACUGGAUCUACCUGUACGACAAGCAGGUGUUAUUUAUUUAAAGAAUAUGAUCACUCAGUAUUGGCCGGAUCGUGAAGUGAUCCCUGGUGAAGUGCCCACUCAUACUAUCCCCGAGGAAGAUCGUCACUGUAUACGAGAAAACAUUGUAGAGGCCAUUAUCCAGUCCCCAGAACUCAUCAGGGUCCAGCUUACUACCUGUAUCCAUCAUAUCAUUAAACAUGAUUAUCCAAACCGCUGGACCGCAGUUGUGGAGAAGAUUGGCUUUUAUCUGCAGUCUGAUAACAGUGCCUGCUGGCUAGGAAUCUUGCUUUGUCUUUACCAGCUGGUGAAGAACUAUGAGUACAAGAAACCGGAGGAGAGGACCCCCCUGAUUGCAGCAAUGCAGCACUUUCUGCCCAUGUUGAGGGAGCGAUUUAUUCGUCUGCUUCCUGAGCCCUCAGAGCAGUCCGUUCUCAUCCAGAAACAGAUCUUCAAAAUCUUCUACGCACUUGUACAGUAUACGUUACCCCUGGAACUUAUUAAUCAGCCUAAUCUGGCUGAAUGGAUCGAGAUCUUGAAAACUGUUGUGGACCGGGAUGUUCCUGCAGAGACCCUCCAGGUUGAUGAAGAUGACCGGCCAGAGCUGCCAUGGUGGAAGUGUAAGAAAUGGGCUCUGCACAUACUGGCCAGGCUGUUUGAGAGGUAUGGAAGUCCAGGCAAUGUUUCCAAGGAGUACAAUGAGUUUGCAGAAGUUUUUCUGAAGGCAUUUGCGGUUGGUGUUCAACAGGUCCUGCUGAAAGUUUUGUACCAGUAUAAAGAAAAGCAGUAUAUGGCUCCUCGCGUCCUGCAGCAAACGCUCAACUAUCUCAACCAAGGAGUGUCCCACGCACUUACCUGGAAGAGCUUAAAGCCCCACAUCCAGGGCAUAAUUCAGGACGUAAUUUUCCCACUAAUGUGCUACACGGAUUCAGAUGAAGAGCUUUGGCAGGAGGAUCCCUACGAGUACAUCCGUAUGAAAUUCGACGUGUUUGAAGAUUUUAUCUCCCCUACCACUGCAGCACAGACGCUGCUGUUCACAUCCUGCAGCAAGAGGAAAGAGGUUUUGCAGAAGACUAUGGGAUUCUGUUACCAGAUUUUAACAGAGCCAGUUGCAGAUCCCCGCAAGAAAGAUGGUGCCCUCCAUAUGAUUGGUUCCUUGGCAGAAAUUUUACUGAAGAAAAAGAUCUACAAAGAUCAGAUGGAGUUUAUGCUCCAGAAUCACGUGUUUCCUCUCUUCAGCAGUGAGCUGGGGUACAUGAGAGCGAGGGCAUGUUGGGUUCUACACUAUUUCUGUGAAGUGAAGUUUAAAAUCGAUCAAAACCUGCAGACUGCUCUGGAGCUGACCAGACGGUGUCUCGUGGAGGACCGGGAAAUGCCAGUUAAGGUGGAAGCUGCCAUCGCCCUCCAGGUUCUCAUCAGCAACCAGGAGAAAGCUAAGGAGUACAUUGCCCCGUUCAUCAGGCCUGUGAUGCAGGCUCUGCUACACAUCAUCAGGGAGACGGAGAAUGAUGAUCUGACCAACGUGAUUCAGAAAAUGAUCUGCGAGUAUAGUGAGGAAGUCACUCCCAUUGCGGUGGAAAUGACGCAGCACCUGGCAAUGACUUUUAAUCAAGUAAUUCAAACUGGUCCAGAUGAGGAGGGCAGUGACGAUAAAGCUGUAACCGCAAUGGGAAUACUUAACACAAUUGACACCUUGCUCAGCGUUGUGGAAGAUCACAAGGAGAUUACCCAACAGCUUGAAGGAAUCUGCCUGCAAGUAAUUGGAACGGUUCUGCAGCAACACGUUCUAGAGUUCUAUGAAGAGAUCUUCUCCCUGGCGCACAGUCUCACCUGCCAGCAGGUCUCUCCUCAGAUGUGGCAGCUUUUACCACUGGUCUUUGAGGUCUUCCAGCAGGAUGGGUUUGAUUACUUCACAGACAUGAUGCCUCUCCUGCAUAAUUAUGUCACUGUGGACACAAACACCCUCCUCUCCGACACAAAGUAUCUGGAGAUGAUAUACAGUAUGUGUAAAAAGGUGCUGACGGGAGUCGCUGGGGAAGAUGCUGAAUGUCACGCGGCUAAACUACUAGAAGUUGUCAUCUUACAGUGUAAAGGACGUGGCAUUGACCAGUGUAUACCGCUGUUUGUAGAGGCUGCUUUGGAGAGGUUAACUCGUGAGGUGAAGACAAGCGAGCUGAGAACAAUGUGCCUGCAAGUGGCUAUAGCUGCAUUAUACUACAGUCCCCUCUUCCUUCUCAACACGUUGGAAAACCUGCGUUUCCCCAAUACCGUUGAGCCUGUCACAAAUCACUUUAUCAAGCAGUGGCUGAAUGACGUUGACUGCUUUCUGGGAUUACAUGACCGGAAGAUCUGCGUCCUGGGCCUCUGCGCUCUUAUUGAACUUGAACAACGGCCCCAGGUGCUGAAUGAGGUCUCCUCACAAAUCCUGCCUGCUUUCAUCCUCUUAUUCAAUGGUUUGAAGAGAGCUUAUGCCUGCCAUGCAGAGCAAGAGAACGACAGUGAUGAUGAUGAGGAUGGGGAAGAGGAUGAUGAAGCCGAGUUAGGCAGUGAUGAAGACGACAUUGAUGAAGAUGGUCAGGAAUACCUUGAGAUUUUAGCUAAACAAGCUGGAGAGGACGGUGAUGACGACGACUGGGAGGAAGACGAUGCAGAGGAAACUGCGCUAGAAGGCUACACAACUCUUAUUGAUGAUGAAGAUAACCCCGUCGACGAGUAUCAGAUAUUUAAAGCUAUAUUUCAAAAACUGCAAGGAUUGGACCCAGUAUGGUAUCAAGCUCUCACUCAAGGGCUCAGCGAGGACCAGGGGAAACAGUUACAAGACAUUGCAACGCUGGCGGAACAGAGGCGGGCGGCUCACGAAUCCAAAAUGAUCGAGAAGCACGGAGGAUACAAAUUCAACGCUCCAGUUGUGCCAAGUUCAUUCAAUUUUGGUGGCCCUGCCCCAGGCAUGAAUUGAGCGGUCGCUUUCUUUCCUGCUAACGUGUGACUGAUUUGUAGUGAAAAAGCUUGUGUUCCUCCCGUAGCGGUUUCAGAUCCGGUUCAUGUUCUCUGAAGCUCGUUCUGAACUCUUGACAUCGGAAUCUGGAAAGUGAGAGCGGCUCAUGUAACUCGGCCCUGGGACAGCAAACACGGGGGGGGUUUCUUUUUCUUUAUUUUUUUCUUCCCCCUUAUCUCUCUGAAGAUAGAGCUCUAACUUCCAAUAAACUGAGGAGAUCUGAAGCCUGGCGAGAAGACGUCAAGGAGGCAGCUUUAUUUUCUGUGGAAAAAUAACACCGUAAACACGGGGACACACGGGACUGUAUUUAAAAUCUUACCAUAAUCACGAGGGCCAAUUUACAUUUUACUUCACCAGUUUUAGUGUACUAGCUUAUAACACAUUACUUGCAUCAGAUUGGUGUUCAUUCUUUUUAUUGUAAGACAAAACGGAGGCAAAUCGUAGCCUUAGGCAGAUUCCAUUACCGAAUAGACUUGACUGUUCCUAAUGUAGAAUGUUGGACACUUGUAGCACUACACAAAUGAAUGAAAUAUGUAAAUGAACAGCACUUUUAUAUGGAAAGUCACCUGAUCGCCCUGUGUACAAAAUUGGCAACUUACUGUUUAUAUAUACAAAAUAAGGGAUGAACAAGGCACGGGUUCAGGUUUAAUUGAAAAGUGAAUGCUGGGGUUUUUUUUUUGUAUCUGGUGACUUUUGUGGGGAAGUCACUCUGGUUGUGACUUGAAUUUGGUUAUGUAAAAAAAACAAAAAACGGGGGCUAGUAAUAUUUCAUUGCUGCUACAAUUGGCCACAUACUCUGCGUCCCCCUUUUCUUUUCCCCUUAAAUCUGAUACAACAUUUACCAUCAAAAGCAUGUAUUCUUGGACAUGAAGCUCUACUCUUGCAGAGUCUCUGACGUGUGUGGAUGGAACAUCUAUAUAUGCAAACUAUUAAAAAGAAAGAGAUGAAUUCGGCUAAUCUCGGCCUCAGACUAGUUUGUUGGGUUUUAUAAGAUGAGUGAUCUCUGGGCAGUUAAAUUGAGGGGAGGGUGUGACAGUCGCCAACACAUAAUAAAGGCAGACCUUUGUAUAUAUUUCUAUUACUGUACCGCCAUCCAGUUUCUUUCUUUCAUGUCCUCGGUAUGCCUGGCCCACAAUAUGGCUGCACCUCUGCUGUGUAGUCAUAUGCCCUCAUGCUCCAGAACUUAAUGUUUGUCUAUGCCUUCCUAAAUGCAAUAGGGUCUGAUCUCAGAAUGUGCAUUUUUUUUUUCUUUGCUGUCCUUUUAAAGCAGCAAAUUUAUUUUUAUUUUUUUGAAAUAAAAAAAUUGCUGUUUUAAAUCCUGCUGAAUUUUUUGUUUUGUAAGACUGGCCCUGUAACAUUUGGCUUUGGAAAUCGGGUUCUAGCUAAACAAUUUGUAUCAAGAUGAUUUUUUUUUUAUAUAUAUCUUAAAAGUAUUUCCCCGUUUUGCCGUCAUUUUGACGUUUUGUUAUUCAUUGUAAUUUAUUCAACCUGAUCUAUUUUCCUUGGGUAAGAAUCCGCCACAGUUGCUCAAAGGUGAAAAGCUAAACUUUUGUUCUUCAUAAGGUUUUAAAAUAGACACCAAUGCAGCAAUGACAAUAUUGCAAUAAAAUAUAUGAAGAUUGAUGCUGAAUGA
Pseudophryne corroboree (corroboree frog) is the source of this 4929-nucleotide messenger RNA. It is a transcript of the gene IPO7, whose product is annotated as importin 7. The transcript is spliced from 25 exons. Gene Ontology annotation, biological process: protein import into nucleus. The coding region runs from base 144 to 3257 and encodes 1037 amino acids. Gene Ontology annotation, molecular function: small GTPase binding. Lineage: Eukaryota; Metazoa; Chordata; Amphibia; Anura; Myobatrachidae. Gene Ontology annotation, cellular component: nuclear envelope; cytosol. The record is from RefSeq and is a predicted model, not a curated record.